This is a messenger RNA of Culex pipiens pallens (northern house mosquito), 2734 nucleotides long. RefSeq names its product DNA replication licensing factor Mcm3 (gene Mcm3). Gene Ontology annotation, biological process: DNA strand elongation involved in DNA replication; DNA replication; double-strand break repair via break-induced replication. Bases 141 to 2618 code for a protein of 825 amino acids. NCBI's taxonomy places the organism in Eukaryota, Metazoa, Arthropoda, Insecta, Diptera, Culicidae. The transcript has 3 exons. Gene Ontology annotation, molecular function: single-stranded DNA helicase activity; ATP binding; single-stranded DNA binding. The record is from RefSeq and is a predicted model, not a curated record. Gene Ontology annotation, cellular component: MCM complex; nucleus.
CCUGUGAAGCCAUUCGCACCUCGGAGUCCUACAGCAGUUCAAAAUUUCCGCAAAGUUGUUGAAAGUAUUUUCUGUUAAAUUUUCGGACAGUUUGUUAAGUUUAGUGCUUGUUGGUUACGUUUUAAGUUGAGGAGUACGCAAUGGCCGACGAAGACCAGCGCAUUCGCGACAUCCAGCGGGACUAUCUGGACUUUCUGGAUGAUGAGGAGGACCAGGGUGUGUAUACGGCCCACGUCCGCAAGAUGAUCACGGACAGCGCCAAGCGGUUGGUGGUCAACGUGAACGAUCUGCGCCGCAAGAAUCCGGAUCGGGCCAAGGCGCUGUUGAACAGUGCGUUCGACGAGCAGCUGGCCUUUUCGCGAGCGCUGAAGGAGUACGUUUCGACGGUGGAUCCAACGUACGCCAAGACGCAUGAGGAGUUCUUUGUGGCGUUUGAGGGAAGCUUUGGAAAUAAGCACGUUACGCCGAGGUCGUUGACGUCGAUUUUUUUGGGGAAUUUGGUGUGCGUGGAGGGAAUCGUUACGAAGGUGUCGUUGAUCCGGCCGAAGGUCGUCAAGAGUGUGCACUAUUGUGCGGCGACGAAGAAGGUCAUGGAGCGACGGUACACGGAUUUGACGUCGUUCGAGGCGGUUCCGUCGAGUGCGGUUUAUCCGACAAAGGACGAUGAUGGGAAUCCGCUGGAGACGGAGUUUGGCCUGUCGACUUAUAAGGAUCACCAGACGCUGACGAUUCAGGAGAUGCCCGAGAAGGCUCCGGCUGGACAGUUGCCGCGUUCGGUUGAUGUGAUUUGCGAUGAUGAUCUGGUUGAUCGUUGCAAGCCUGGAGAUAGGGUUCAAAUCGUGGGGAAUUAUCGUUGUCUGCCUGGGAAGCAGGGCGGUUACACUACGGGCACGUUCCGGACGAUCUUGAUUGCCAACAACAUCUCGCAGUUGAACAAGGAGAGCACGUUGAGCGUUUCCCGAGAGGAGAUUAACCUGUGCAAGAAGUUGGCCAAGAACAACGACAUUUUUGAGGUGUUGUCGAAGAGUUUGGCCCCGUCCAUUCACGGUCACGAGUAUGUGAAGAAGGCCAUUUUGUGCUUGCUGCUGGGUGGAAUCGAGAAGAACCUUUCGAACGGAACGCGCCUUCGAGGAGAUGUCAACGUGCUGCUGAUCGGCGAUCCCAGUGUGGCCAAGUCGCAGAUGUUGCGCUACGUGUUGAACACGGCUCCGCGGGCCAUCACGACGACGGGUCGAGGUUCCAGCGGUGUCGGUUUGACGGCAGCUGUGACCACCGACCAGGAGACGGGCGAGCGUCGGUUGGAGGCCGGUGCCAUGGUGUUGGCCGAUCGCGGCGUCGUUUGCAUUGACGAGUUUGACAAAAUGAGCGACAUCGAUCGAACGGCGAUUCACGAGGUCAUGGAGCAGGGCCGGGUGACCAUUUCGAAGGCGGGAAUUCACGCGUCGUUGAACGCGCGCUGUUCGGUGUUGGCCGCGGCCAAUCCGGUGUACGGAAGGUACGAUCAGUACAAAACUCCGAUGGAAAACAUUGGCCUGCAGGACUCACUACUGUCGCGUUUCGAUCUGCUGUUUGUGCUACUGGACGUGAUCGACGCCGACCACGACCGGAUGAUUUCGGACCACGUGGUGCGGAUGCAUCGCUACCGCAGCAACAAGGAACAGGACGGCGACGUGCUGCCGAUGGGCGUCAGCGCGGUGGACAAUCUGUCCACGAUCAACCCGGAAGAGCGCGAAAACAAGGAAACUCCGAUGUACGAAAAGUACAACGAGUUGCUGCACGGAAGCAGCCGCAAAAAGAGCGACAACAUCCUGUCGGUAGAGUUCAUGCGCAAGUACAUCCACAUCGCCAAAUGUCUCAAGCCGAAGCUGACGGAAAGUGCUUGCGAACUCAUCUCGAACGAGUACUCCCGACUACGGUCGCAAGAUCUGAUGGACUCGGACGUGGCCCGCACCCAACCCGUCACCCCGCGUACCCUGGAAACCCUCAUCCGUCUGUCAACGGCCCACGCCAAGGCCCGAAUGGCCCGCACCGUCACCGACAAGGACGCCCAAGCCGCCAUCGAGCUCAUCCAGUUUGCCUACUUCAAAAAGGUGCUCGAGCGCGAGAAGAAGAAGCGUCGCCGUGCCGAGGACGGUUCCGACGGCGAAGAACAAGCCGACGCCGAUUCCGAAGAGGAAACCGAAGCCCCCAGCACGCAAGGCUCCCGAACCUCCAGCCGACGCGCCAAGCGAACCCGCAUCGACGACGCCGACUCCGACACCGAAGAGCUCGUCUCGCCACCUCCGGACGCCGGUGACCUCACCCGCCGUCAAACCCUCUCCGGCCCAAGCACCUCAGCACCGACAACCGCAACCGCAAUGGACUCGGAAGACACAGCGGCCACCGCAACCGAAGUGCAGGAAGUUAGCGAGGAGCGGCUGAAGCUGUUCAAGCAGGGCGUCAACCAGGCGUUCCGGGCGGCCCGGGAGCAGUCGCUGGCGCUGGACCGGCUCGGCAAGUACAUCAACGAGAACAGCGGCGCGGAGGCGUUCACGCAGGGCGAGAUGCGGGCGGCGAUCGAGCGGAUGACCGAGGACAACCAGAUCAUGAUGGCGGACGAGAUUGUGUUCUUGAUUUAGGGAAGAGUGGGUCUUUUUUUCAUGAUUAUUUUUUUAUUAUUAUUAUUACUAUUAUUCCUCAACGUGUGUACCUAACAGUUGUUUACUUUUACAUGAUUGCAUAAUAAAAACUACUU